AUGUCCGCGCUUCGCUCACAACCAUUGCAACCAUUAAAUGGCGGUCAAUUGAAUGUCAGGUCUAACAACAUUACACCAAUCAAAGGUGCUAGACGAACACAAGAAGUCAAACCUGAACAACGACAACAAACAAAGAAGAAAAAAGAGAAAUUAUCGGCAUUAUGUAAGACCCCUCCUUCCAUUGUUAGAACCAGAAAUGGUAGAGAUUAUCGUCGUGGAAAUUUCUUAGGUGAAGGUGGUUUUGCUCGUUGUUUUCAAAUGAAAGAUGCUUCAGGCCAAAUUUAUGCGGCUAAAACUGUUGCCAAAGCUUCUAUAAAAAAUGAAAAAACAAAGACUAAACUUUUGUCAGAAAUUAAGAUUCACAAGUCGUUGAAACAUCCAAAUAUUGUCAAUUUUGUUGAUUGUUUUGAAGAUGAUGUCAAUGUAUAUAUUCUUCUCGAAAUAUGUCCAAAUCAAUCCUUGAUGGAGCUUUUAAAGAACAGGAAAAGGGUAUCGGAACCAGAAGUCAGAUUGUUUAUGGUUCAGGUAGUUGGUGCAAUCAAAUACUUGCAUUCGAGAAGGGUUAUUCAUAGAGACUUGAAGUUGGGUAAUAUUUUCUUUGAUCCUGAGAUGAACUUGAAGAUUGGUGACUUUGGAUUAGCAUCUGUAUUACCUUCAACUGAUUCAAAGAAAUAUACCGUGUGUGGUACUCCAAAUUACAUUGCACCUGAGGUCUUGGGAGGUAAGAACACUGGCCACAGUUUUGAGGUAGAUAUUUGGGCAAUUGGAAUUAUGAUGUAUGCUUUACUAGUGGGUAAACCUCCCUUCCAAGCUAAAGAUGUGAAUGUAAUCUAUGAAAGAAUCAAAAAGACAGAGUAUUACUUCCCUGAUGAUAAACCCAUCUCGGAAUCGGCCAAAAUUUUGAUCAAAGAUUUGUUGAGCUUGAAUCCAUUGAACAGACCCACUAUUGAUGAGAUCUUGAGUUAUGAAUGGUUUAAGGGUUCCUUCCCUGACAAAACUCGCGAUACUAGUUUAAGUGAAACCCCUCUAGGACUUGAUCAAAUUUCCAGAGUCCAGUCUGGCAAGAAUUUCAAACAUGCCAAGGAUAUGGCUGGUAUCUACACACCAAAGAGUAAAGAUCCGGUGGAGAUUUUAAGGUCAGAUUUACACUCUGAACAACCACGGGCUUUGCUCCCGGAGUCAUUAUCACCAAAUGAUACCAAAAACAAAUAUCGUGAAGUCAAUCCAGAACAAAUUGGAAGACCAAGGCGUGUCAAUUUUAAUUCACAUUUCUCCACAACUAUUAAGCGUCUUAAUCAAACUUGUUUUGAAACUUAUCAAAAUAUUAGAAGAUUGGAACAUUCGAGACACGAAAAUAUCGACCAAUUUGAACUUCCUGUAUGUGAAAACCCCUCCUUAAUCAGCAAGUGGGUUGACUAUUCGAACAAAUAUGGUUUCUCCUAUCAAUUGAACAAUGAUGAUAUCGGGGUUUUGUUUAAUGAUGAAAACACCUUGUUGAAGCUUCAUAAUUCCAACAAGUUUUUGGAAUUGAUUUAUCAUGAUGGUGAAGGAUGGACAUGUAUCGAAAACUCCUUGAGUCACCCUCCAGCACAAGCGAAAAGACAAUUGGAAAUUGUUGACUUUUUCGCUAAAUACAUGAAUAGCAAUUUGUCAAAAGUGAGUGACAAUGAAGAAAGGAAAGAGGUUGUUUUUUUGAGGCGCUAUAGCAGAACUCCCGAAUACAUUAUGUUUGAAAUGACAAAUGGAAACUUUCAAUUCAACUUUAAGGAUCAUCAUAAAAUUUGCAUAUCGAAAGCAGGGUUGGCCAUAACACACAUCUCACCGAACCGUUUAACACAAACACAUCCAUUGAUUUGCGUUCUCCAAAAUGGCAAUUUCCCAAUCGAGUCGGUUCCAGAGUGCUUACAAAAAAUUGCCAUCAUUAAAGAUGCAAUAAAGAGAAGGGCAUUCAAAGAGGAAUAG
Messenger RNA from Lodderomyces orthopsilosis Co 90-125, 1962 nucleotides. It is a transcript of the gene CDC5, whose product is annotated as polo kinase. Gene Ontology annotation, biological process: regulation of cytokinesis; protein phosphorylation; regulation of protein localization to mitotic spindle pole body. The coding region runs from base 1 to 1962 and encodes 653 amino acids. The transcript has a single exon. The record is from RefSeq and is a predicted model, not a curated record. NCBI's taxonomy places the organism in Eukaryota, Fungi, Ascomycota, Pichiomycetes, Serinales, Debaryomycetaceae. Gene Ontology annotation, molecular function: ATP binding; protein binding; protein kinase activity. Gene Ontology annotation, cellular component: nucleus; spindle pole body; centrosome.